Molecule: messenger RNA, 313 nt
Organism: Didymella exigua CBS 183.55
Lineage: Eukaryota; Fungi; Ascomycota; Dothideomycetes; Pleosporales; Didymellaceae
Exons: 1
Coding region: 51-215 (54 amino acids)
Molecular function (GO): protein binding
Source: RefSeq, a predicted model, not a curated record
GCCGCCAAUUUAUAGGGAACAAGUCCCUCAAUUGGCAGAGUACGUCGAAGAUGACUGAACAUGUGUUUUCGGACCGCUCAUGUCAAGAGUACUGUAUGACAAGAUGCCUACCAUCAAGCGCUGUGUGCAGAUAUGAUGUAAGAGAUGCCAUAACGUACCUCAAAGGCGAGUGGCCGGCUCGGGCGAGUGACCGGAUUUUGCCAAGACCACACUAAACUUCAUACAACCCGCGAUGUCUCAACGCAACAAGGCUAAAGCGCCUCAAAGGAAUCAGAUAUACAGCUUGCUAUCUAGGCUCUUAAAGACGCGACUC